This is a messenger RNA of Phaedon cochleariae (mustard beetle), 1504 nucleotides long. Lineage: Eukaryota; Metazoa; Arthropoda; Insecta; Coleoptera; Chrysomelidae. The record is from the annotation of a GenBank genome assembly.
AGAGCGUUACUUCCCAUUCGACAUUGAAUACGAUGCAUUUCCGCGCCGUCGAUUUUUUGCUUAUUACGACGAGUCGCGACAAUCCUAGUUAAUAUGUUGUUUCGCGGGUUUUUAGUACAAAUAAUCAUCCUUUUCAACGUUCAUCCUGCGACCUUUGACGGGGAUCCCGAGGCUACGAUAAGUCCUUCAGAAUUCCCGGACCCCACGGCGCUACAGCCCUCCACUCCCGGAACUCCCCAAGUCGACACGUGGCCAGAUGGUGUCGGAUCAAUUAGCAUAGAAAUACUCAGAGUCAUCUUACCACCUGGGAUCGGCAACGCUGUCAAGCUUGUCUGGGGUAGAAAAUUGGAUGACAUGAAUCUGAAUAUCACCUACGGAGUGCAUUAUGCUAAGGACGGCGAGGAGCUCACGGCACCGAAACUGUUGACGACCAACGAAAGUGCAGUGGUCGAAGAUCUAGAAUUUUGUACUAAGUACAAUUUCGCAGUGACCAUCACCUCGAACGACGGAGCUGUGAGCAAAAUCAGCCCAAACGACUUACGGUCCGUUGUCACUUUAUUGGAUCUCAAAGCGGCGCCCAAGGAUCUCAAAGUCGAUUUCGAGCCACGAGAGCUGCCAUGUCUACUGAUCAGAUGGUCUGCUUCUUGUCCAAAUAUUGGACAGCCCGUCGUGUAUAUUAUCUCAGCCUUUGAGCAGAACUCAUCGCGAUAUACCAUAGUCACAUUGCCCGCUAGCAAAAGGGAGGAUUUUGUUUACCAUUUUAAAGUGAGUUACGGCGCAAAAUUCGACAUCAAAGUGUCCACAAACUCUGUUGGCUCCCAGGCCACAGAAACUGUCACAUACAAAGUUCCAAGUUUCCUGCAACCCUACAAAGUUCGUGUCACGUCGAACCCAGAUGGGGCGUUCAUGAUCUAUUGGCAGGAACCUUACGUGCCUUAUUACGUCGACAGAGUAUAUUACGAGGUGUAUGUUUAUCAAGGCACAAACAUAUCGAGCAACUACGAGAAAUAUUACGUGACAAGACCUGUCUUGGUAUAUAAAGGCAACGCAUCCCGAUAUACGUUCAGCGUGGGCCUGGUCUCCUACGAUGGACAAUACAGAUCUCUUCUGAGCGAUCCCAUUGCCGCCGAUAUCUAUGGAGAUAACCGACAAAUAGGUGUUCAUUGAAAGUUUGCAACGUAUCAUGCAGUGUCUUCCAUGCUGUAUCUGCAUACUCCAGUCUGACUUCAGCUGAAAGGGACCGGACCCAGAAUUAAUAGCUUUGGCAAACUCAAGAUAUCAUUUUUCAUCAACUUCAACGUACGACGUAUGUUGAGCAACAGUUUGGCGUCAACGAGCAAGCAUAUCAUGGAAUGAUAACUGAAUUUGCACCAUUCGUAUCCGAACAAGAUAACAGAAAUAAUUUUAUACCAAUAAUCGAUCAGUUUCUUGCUAUACCAGCACAAAAUAUACAUAAUAAGCAAUUGAAAAUCAUACCUAUUAUGUUAGACCAACCAGGUUUUUU